Ogataea philodendri is the source of this 1224-nucleotide messenger RNA. RefSeq lists its product as uncharacterized. The record is from RefSeq and is a predicted model, not a curated record. NCBI's taxonomy places the organism in Eukaryota, Fungi, Ascomycota, Pichiomycetes, Pichiales, Pichiaceae. Gene Ontology annotation, biological process: lipoate biosynthetic process. The transcript has a single exon. The coding region runs from base 1 to 1224 and encodes 407 amino acids. Gene Ontology annotation, molecular function: 4 iron, 4 sulfur cluster binding; lipoate synthase activity. Gene Ontology annotation, cellular component: mitochondrion.
AUGGUGUUGUGCAAGAAUUUGGUUCAAGCGGGCUUGAGGCCUGGAUUGGCGGGUGCUCGGUUUCUUGCGUCGGUUCCUAGCGCUGCGGAGACAGGAAAGACGCGUGAUGACGAGUCCAUUAUUUCUCCUCCUAAAAAGAGACGGAGACGGGUGACAGUGUUCACUGACAAACUGAACAAGGGCCCAUCGUUUGAUGAUUUUGUUAGCGGAAAGGCCAAAGAUAUGUUUGUUGAUCCGCUGGAAGUUGCCAGGAAAGACCCGGACGCACGGUUGCCAUCGUGGCUCAAGGUUCCGAUCCCCAAGGGUAAGAGUUUCCACGCUUUAAAGAACGAUGUGAGGGAGCUGAAACUUGCUACUGUUUGUGAGGAGGCCAAAUGUCCGAAUAUUGGCGAGUGCUGGGGAGGAAAGAAGUCCGAGGCCACGGCUACUAUCAUGUUAAUGGGAGAUACGUGCACGAGAGGAUGUCGAUUCUGUUCUGUGAAGACAAACAGGAACCCGGGACCUUUGGAUCCAAACGAGCCAGAAAACACAGCAGAGGCCAUCAGCAGAUGGGGACUUGGGUAUGUGGUUCUAACGACUGUUGACAGAGAUGACUUGCCAGACGGAGGAUCACACCACUUGCGGUCGACCGUGGAGAAAAUUAAGCAAAAGGCACCCCAAAUCCUGGUCGAGUGUCUGUCUGGAGAUUUCCGUGGAGACCUGGAGAUGACCAAGGUGCUUGCUGGGUCGCCGUUAGACGUUUUUGCCCAUAACAUGGAAACUGUGGAGGCGUUGACUCCACAUAUCAGAGAUAGACGUGCCACUUAUAGACAGUCGCUUGCUGUGUUGCGGACUGCCAAGGAGACGAACCCAGAGCUAGUGACCAAGACCUCUUUGAUGCUUGGGUUUGGUGAGUCCGAGGAGCAGUUGUUACAGACUUUGAAAGAUCUUAGGGAGAAUCACGUGGAUGUUGUCACAUUUGGCCAGUACAUGAGACCAACAAAGAGACACAUGAAGGUGGUUGAGUAUGUUACUCCAGAGAAGUUCGAGCACUGGAAAAACGUUGCCUUGGAUAUGGGAUUUUUAUACUGCGCGUCAGGACCGCUGGUGAGGUCCUCCUACAAAGCCGGUGAGGCGUUCAUCGAGAACGUGAUUCGGAAAAGAAGACGGAACGUUGGAGUCGCUAGGGAGAUCGAGGUCGGAGACGACGUGUUUACGUCCAAGGAGGUUGUCAGUAAUAUAUAA